CGGGGCCGCCGCUCCCCGCCGCCGCUGCCCCCCCCCCCCCGCCCCGUCCGGUCCUGGCGGCCGCGGUGAGUCAGCGUCAGCCCCCGCCCGCCUCCCGCAGUGACUCGGCAGCGCCGUGCCGGGUCAUGCUCGGGCAUGUCGGGCCGCGGCCGGCGCAGGAGCUAAGCCCCGACAUGCCGCCUCUUGGCAGCGCUAUAUAAGACCCGGCCCGGCCCGACUCGGCCCAGAUACCCGCGGCCGGCGAAGGGCAAAUGUGCAAUACCAAGAUGUCCUCCCUCACGGAUGCCUCCUCCGUCACCGCUUCGGAGCAAGAGGCGCUGGUUAAACCAAAGCCACUAUUGUUGAAGUUGUUAAAGUUAGCUGGUGCAGAAAAGGACACUUUUACUAUGAAGGAGGUAAUAUUCUAUCUUGGACAAUAUAUUAUGUCUAAACAAUUAUAUGAUGAAAAACAGCAACAUAUUGUACACUGUGCAAAUGAUCUCCUGGGGGAUUUAUUUGGAGUAACAAGCUUUUCAGUAAAAGAACACAGGAGACUAUAUUCAAUGAUUUCCAGAAAUCUGAUAGCAAUCAAUCAACAAGACUCUGGGCUUGCUGACACACCUGAAGAUGAUGACAGAUUUCGGCUUGAAGAAGAGAAUGUUACGGAAUCCAUGCAAGAGUUAGAAGAGAAGCAGACUUCAUCAAAUGUGACUUCCAGACCAACUACAUCUACUAGAAGGAGAACACACAGUGAAUCUGAAGAAAAUUCUUCAGAUGAUCUGCAUAGUGACAGAAGAAAACGACACAAGUCAGACAGCAUUUCGUUGACGUUUGAUGAAAGUCUCUCAUGGUGUGUAGUCAGUGGUCUGUGCCGUGAAAGAAGCAAUAGCAGUGAUUCAACAGAUUCUCUUUCCAUUCCUGAUCUUGAUGCCAGUUCAUUAAGCGAAAACUCCGAUUGGUUUGACCACAGUUCUGUUUCAGACCAGUUCAGUGUGGAGUUUGAAGUUGAGUCUAUUUAUUCAGAAGAUUAUAGCCAUAAUGAAGAAGGACAGGAGCUCACAGAUGAAGAUGAUGAGGUAUAUCAGUUGACUAUUUACCAGGAUGACGAUAGUGAUGCUGAUUCGUUUGAUGAAGAUCCAGAGAUUUCUCUAGCUGAUUAUUGGAAGUGUCCCGAAUGUAGCGAAAUGAAUCCUCCACUUCCACGACAUUGCCACAGAUGCUGGGCCCUUCGUGAGGAUUGGCUUCCAGAUGAAAAAAGUAAUAAACUGGAAAAGAGCAAAUUGGAAAGUUCCUUCCCUCUAGAGUCUGAAGAAGGUUUUGAUGUUCCUGACUGCAAGAAAGUGAAAAUGACUGAAGAUAAAGGACGAGCUGUGGAGGAGAGCGAGGAUAAAGCAGUACAAAUUUCAGAGUCCCAGGAAAGUGAAGAUUUUUCCCAGCCAUCAACAUCGAGCAGCAUGUUUUGCGGCAGUCAGGAGGACUAUAAGGAACCUGAGAAGAGAGAGAUGCAAGACAAAGAGGAAAACAUGGAAUGCACUCUGCCCAUUACCAGCAUAGAGCCCUGCGUCAUAUGUCAGAGCAGACCUAAAAAUGGCUGCAUAGUUCAUGGCAAAACAGGACACCUCAUGUCUUGUUUCACGUGCGCAAGAAAACUUAAGAAGAGGAACAAACCCUGCCCAGUAUGCAGACAGCCCAUACAAAUGAUUGUACUAACUUAUUUUAGUUAGAUGGAUGUUGACUGGAAAGCAGCAAAAGGAGCUUCGUAGACUGGUUAAGAGAGUAAGAAACUAUUUUUGUAUGCUUACUGGAAAAUUAAUAUUUUGAGUCUCUUUGGUAUGAAAAGCAAUUGCUGAAAAAAAUGCACUGGAGGUUAGCCUAAUGUUCAUGAGUCAACUUGGAAGAUUUUUAAAUCCGUCUCAAUAGAAGUAACCAAUUCCUGUAAACUACCUGCCUCUCAAAGUGUUUUAUGUUCAAGUUAGAGCACUUGUUUUAGUGGAUUAAAUACGCUCAUUAAAAACCCAAAUUCAGUAAUUAUGAGAGGAGGGACAUGUUGAAGAGUUCUUUUGAGUUCCUCCUCUUAAGAAGAUAGAAGAUUCUCCAAAUUCCCCUAUCUGUUGCCUGGUGUCUUCACCAGGCUCAGUCAGAACCCUCGCAGAGUCAAUUAAAUAAAUAAAUAGAAUGUUGUUCUCCUCAUUCCCAAAACUUAAAUUUCUCCAAGUAAAUUACGGGGGAGAUCUUAGCAGAAAGUGGGGGAAGAUGCAAUAGAAAAUAAUUUUAAGGUUUUAGAAAGAGAAAAGGGUAUUGUGUGUCUUUCAUUUUUAUAGUGUGCGUUGUAAACUUCAGGACUGUGUGUGUCCUGAGAAGUCAUUGAUCAGAGUUCUGUCUUACAGUUAUCUUUUAAACGUCCUGAGAAACUGGCUCUUAAAAUGCUUGGUGGGUUUGGAGGUCUGUACUAUUCCGAUGAUUAUUUUAGCAGUGCGAGAAAAGACACGAACAGGUAAGAUAAAUGAAGGAGACGCCAUGUAGUCGUCAGGCAAUACUAGUGGGACAAUCGUAUUCUUUUUCUGCACUAGUUUUUGACUUCAGCAGUAUAGCGUGCAGCUUGACCGCUACAUUUGCUUUAAUAAAAACAGUAAGGAAAAAAAGUUCACCUCCAUCCACAGAAGCGAAUAAGCUGUGUAAUUCUAGUUCACAUAGACAUUCUUUAAAUUCAGUACUUUUCCCAACUUAGCUGGUUUUAUCUGUAUCACAAACACUCUGAAAAUCUGUUGCAAGGUGUUUGGCCAACUGAAAACAGGUCUCACUGGACCUGUCCUUUAGUGCUUUUAGCUCUUGUCUCCUCCCUGCACUUUGACGAAAACUUUGUGAAACAGACCAGAUCCUUUAUUAAGGAGCCUACUAACCGACUCAGUUCUGUAGUGCAUUCAGAGUAGGUAGCAUGAGCCAGUUUUUGUAAGCUCAGGUAUUGUCAGGGUCUAGUUUGAUCACUCCUGUGAGCUGUUCUUCAGGUGGAGAGUUUCUGUGCCAGUGAGUUGUAUUUAUUCCUUUGGAAAACUAGGUUACAAAAGGAGUUGUUUUAUUUUAGCACCUUUUAAUUUUACAGGUAGGUGCUGAUGUAUCUGCCCAUUAGAGAAUGGCAAAUCCAUAAGUAGACAGGGGAGUGCCAAGAACACAGAAGUUGUGCUGUGCAUCCUGCAGGCCGAAGUGAAACGGCUUCCUCACCACCACCGGUACAAAGCAGUUGAUGCGUCUGCACAGAGACUCUUACCGCUGUAGCUGCCUUCAUGUCAGAGCUAAAGUAGUUAGCAUGAAGUGUCUGUAACCCAGGGCUGCAAAUGCCUGGAAGGGAAGUCUCUCGGUUUCAGAAAGUACCUAGGAAAGGGACACGAAGCUGUAUGGGAGAGACUCGGCCGGCAAAGAAAUACCUUCAUAGGUAGACUGAAUUACUGGGGUCGCUUGUGUCUUGUUCAUACAUUUGAGCCAAUUUUUGAAAAAUACUAUUAAAAGUCACUGGUGUAUCUGAAGUUUUAUUAUAAUUCAUUGUAAGUAAACAAAAUGUAAAACCCAGUUGCAAGUUUCUUCACAUUCUUACUUGCAAAUUUCUUGCCCCUUGCAGUUUGAAAAAUUGACAGCAGGUGUCUGGAAGUUCUUGAAGUUCUUUGGUCAGCAGAGACCUUUCAUGGGAUCAAUAAUCCUUCAGCUCCAGAUAGAGAAGUCCUUUAGGCAGGUACUUAAUUUUUUUUUGAAGUAGGGAUGCUUCCACCAGAUGGCUGUCUGCCUUAAGUCACACUGCUUACUAUUUAUUUUUCUUAGUUUUGGAUUUGAUAAACAAGUACAGCAAAGCGAGGCUCUUCCAUGGCACCUGCAGGUCAGAACCAAACUGGUUGUAUUGCAGUCUGGAAUCUGCAGCUGAGAGAGAAUUGUAGGUGUGUAUAUUCAGGAGAAGCAUUGAUCAGUCACUUGGGGACUGUACUUAAAAGGCUUUGUCAGUUGUACUGUCACUUAUGCCUUAACACUUUGUCAGCGUGAUACCAUCUCUAGUCACUGGUGUUUGUGUAACUGCAGGUGGGGGUGGGUGGGGGUGGGGAGCAGGUGCUGUUACCUAGUUCCUGCUGGGACAAAUUAUACCAUCCCACUCUUGGCAUUCUCUUUUCAAUCAGUCCCCUGAUCGAAAAGAAACCCGACCACCACAACCAACAACUCUGCUCACAAAAAGGCAUGUAUUGUCAGAGCAAUGAUCCUUGCUGUUCAGUCACUCGGCUUUGGAUUUUUCUUGAAAACCAGUGUACUUUCCCGGUAACAUUCUCUUUUGUCAGAAGAUAAACUGAGAGCACACAGCGUAAUCGGCUGUCCCUUUUGGAAUCUAAACCUGUACCUCCCUGCAUGUCUUCUGCUGUGGAGAAUAGCCUGGAAGUACCUUUCGCUCCGUACAAUGCAGAGGAAAUGGGUCAUUUUUAUUUCUGCAUCUGUGGCUAAACUACCAUGUGGGAGUGAAUCUUUUGUUUUGAAUUACAUUUUCUGGCUCGGUAUUCUUGAAAACUUGUAGCAAGGCUACAAAGGAGGGUUUCCUUUGUUUUUUUCCCAAAGCAUGCCUUACAAAUAAGGGAGUGAUGAGCUUGGGUGUCUCAGUCCAGUUCAGGUAGGAGACUGUGGCAGGCAUGUGCGUGCGCCUCUGGUCUGGGGGUUGUGUGCGUGUGGCGCCGUGAGCCUGGUGCUGUCACCCCAGCCCCAGCUGGGUCUUCAGUCCGGGUGGCUGAACCUUUGGGUCUGCCUCCGCGCCAUCGCCCCGGCCUGCGCUCCGUGUGCGUGGCGUGAGUGGUGACCAGCCUGCUGCUCCUCGCCCUCUUCUUCCUGGCCUGUAAAUGUGCUUCUGGCCUUGGGUAGCAGCACAGAAGUUAGCCACGUUUUUAGUACAGAAGUUGACAAUUGUUACUUAGUGAGAUCCUUAUUUAAUAUCGCACACAUUUUGCUCUUUAAUUUAUUUCAGUUUGUAAAUAUUCUUGUGCUCACAGUUAGUGUCUUGAGCUUUAAUUUAUUGAACUAGUGUCUUGGUACGUGUGUAGAUACAUAAACAUGCAUACUUAGUAAAUCAGUCACAAGCAAAAUAUUUAAGAAAUUGUAGCAUUACCAUAAAUACUCAGAUCAUGUUCAGAUUGAGGGGCAUGCAAGAUCUAUGGCUUUGUUUUCUUUUAUCCUUCCCUUAAAACAACUUCUGCAUUGAACCCAAGCAACGUUUAUUAAAUAGCGACGGAGGGUGGUGCAACAUCAGCGUAGUGAGAAUAUUGUGAUAGUGUUUGUUUCCAUUUGGAAUGCCAUCUCCAAGUACAGCCAAGAAACUGACUGUUUCGUUGUGCUGCUAAUGUCAGAGGUGAUGGUCUGGAAGAUGCAGUGAUGUGAUGAAGGAUUUCAGGGUUCAUUUGCAGCUGGUGUUAAUUGCUUUUUCCUUUUGAACACGUGACCAAGAAAGUUGAAGGGAUGGCAAGAUGCUGACAAAAUGUGACUGCAGUUUUCAAUAAUUCUCUUGGUCUGUUCCUUUGUGCACUUCAGGUCGAUGGUGUUUAUGUACAGAUGCUACAAGAACUUGCAUUUAUUCUUUAUAUUUUAUAAAGUACAAUCAACCCACCUUUUGAUUAAAUACAACUUGUUUCACUACGUAGCUGUUUAUUAGUAUUGAAAUUCAACUUUUGACCUAAGGAAGUGAGGUGCAAGGUGAUGUACUUGAGGCAGGUGGCAAAAUUGCUUUAUUUCUACGUGUGACAUUUCUCAGAAAGGCCAGAAGCAUUGAUAUUAAAAUAUGUCACAACCUUUAAUACUGAGUCUUCAAUUAAGAUUUAUUAGUUAUGAAGUCUGCUGCUUUUCUCCUUUAAAAAGCUUGCAUUGCUGAAACAAGGAGCUGGAUUGCUGAGGAUACUGGGCACACACUGCAAAGAUGCUGCUUUUUAUAGAGCAGCGCCCCUUGAAUGUUGUGGUGUUCCUAAGGAGCACGCUGGAAGAAGUGUGCGCUCUGCCGUACUGCGCAGGAGGCUGUGGCUGCCACGUUGCUUGGCAGUUCAAUUUAGAAAGGGUAAAAGUGCUACAGAAUUUUGUAUGAAGAGUGCUAGGUUUAUUCUAACAGCGUGGUACACUUUUUAUGACGGAGUUCUGUUGGCUGUAAAUUUGUUUAAAUGUCACUGUCUGCAAUGUCUGUCUGUGUGGGUAUGAAGCUACAUGUAAGACUCAGGCAGAUUUUCCCCCUUGGAGACUACUAUGAAGGAAAAACAAUUCCUCAUUCUUAGAGAAGCAUCAAUAAGAAUAAUUGUUUCAGAAAAUUGCAAUCUUACAAAAGAGAGAUUAGAAAAUUAUUAGAAGCAUAAUGGAAAUGAAUAAGCUAAACUGAAUAAAUAUAAUUCAUAUAGAGGUGAAGAACUUUUCUACCCCAUCUUAAUCUAAAGCUACUGUUGUGUUAGGGCAUAACUUUAGAAGUAGAGUUUAUAAUUUUAAAGCAGUUAAUUUAUUCAGUUUGAUAACUUGCCACAGGUAUGGUGGGGCAGCAGUUACCCCAGGACGAUAAGGACAUUUUGCUGGCCUAAAAAGGGACGUUUGCUGUUGCAGCACUUCCCUGCAGAAAAGGGCAUUGACCGUGUGCAUGGGACUUGUGGGAGGGCUGUGGUGGUACCUUUCCUAAGCUCUGCUGGCCGCUCUGUCCUUCGUGGUGCCAGCAAGUAGAUGCAGGCUUUGGGUGUACGUAGGGUCACCUGUACUUCAUAAGGCGCGUGGUGUAGCAUGUUUGUACUCUAACGCACGCCCCCUGCGCUGUACGUCCAGCUCCCGCAGGCCGGCGCUUGGCCAGAGCAUCGGCUCUCCCGGCUGGCAGGUGCCUGCCAGCUCCAGGGGGCUUACCUGCCCCACCAACCAAACUCUUCUGCUCUUCCAUACCCGAGUCAAAGUCUUACCUUGAGUUACUUGUUUAAAGGUUGCCAAACAAUACAAAGCAAAAAAGAAACUCCCCAACCCUGAAACCUGGGUUUAAGGUAUCUUUUAAUAAUGGGCUGCACUUAGUGAACACGAAAAUUGCUUUUAACUAAUGUAUGCUUUUUUUGUAUUUAGCACAGAUGCACUGAAAGCUUCAAGUGGAUCCCUCUUGGUAGUAUGUGUAUAUAUGUGUGUGUGUGUAUAUAGAUAUAUCCUACAUGUAAAAUUUGUUGGUGGUACUUAAAAAAAGGUGUUGCUCCACUUUUGAGUAGAUGUUGCUUUAACUUAACAUCCUGAUUUUAAAGGACAGUUCUUGGUUUUGAGCUCAGUUAGUGGCUGUUGACAUGACGAUUACACAAUACGAAAAUACCAAAUAGCUUUUCCAGAAGCCAGGUCUUACUUUGUUGUCCGGCUACUAGCUGCAAUGACUGUUCAAGAGACUGGUUUAUAGUGAAUUUAAAUAACUAUGCAAUUUUGCCACUACUUCUAGGUGAUGAACACGCUUUUAAGAGCUUGUUAUGGUGCAUACCUUCUAGAUAACCCGGUGCAAGUACUACCGCAGUCGGUAACCACGAGAAUACAAAUAUCCGCUCGUAUUGCACAGAUCCAUUUAUGAGGAGCAUUGUCAUGUGUAUUGAGUUUGUCUUUUGGUUUUCAGGUUUUCCUUUUCUGAGGAAACUAAACAGUAUGUUCCAUUUAAAAGCUUUAAAUAAAGAUUUGUGGAUACACUC
Molecule: messenger RNA, 7658 nt
Organism: Falco peregrinus (peregrine falcon)
Lineage: Eukaryota; Metazoa; Chordata; Aves; Falconiformes; Falconidae
Gene: MDM2
Product: MDM2 proto-oncogene
Exons: 11
Coding region: 252-1703 (483 amino acids)
Biological process (GO): negative regulation of apoptotic process; regulation of cell cycle
Cellular component (GO): nucleus
Molecular function (GO): ubiquitin protein ligase activity; identical protein binding
Source: RefSeq, a predicted model, not a curated record